This is a messenger RNA of Myripristis murdjan (pinecone soldierfish), 1638 nucleotides long. It is a transcript of the gene spred3, whose product is annotated as sprouty related EVH1 domain containing 3. Gene Ontology annotation, biological process: negative regulation of MAPK cascade; multicellular organism development. Gene Ontology annotation, cellular component: membrane. The coding region runs from base 82 to 1638 and encodes 518 amino acids. The record is from RefSeq and is a predicted model, not a curated record. The transcript is spliced from 6 exons. Gene Ontology annotation, molecular function: protein kinase binding. Lineage: Eukaryota; Metazoa; Chordata; Actinopteri; Holocentriformes; Holocentridae.
GUUUCCUGAGAGGAGGAUAAAAAGAGAGAGAGAGAGGAGACCCCGGGGUGGGCUGCUGCAAGCGGCGGGCAACACCGAGCCAUGGAGGGCGAUGUGCGUGUUCGUGCAGUGGUGUUGACACGUGAUGACUCCAGUGGCGGUUGGGUGCCCCUUGGAGGUGGCGGCCUCAGUCACGUGGUCAUAUGUAAGGGGCGGAGUCAUGAAGGCAGGGGGCGGAGAGAGUACAUCAUACGUGGAGAGCGGCUGCGAGAUCGAGCACCGGUGCUGGAGUGUGCAGUGCAGAGGGGGCUGGUGUAUAACAAAGUGAACCCCAUCUUCCACCACUGGCGAGUGGAGGAUCGCAAGUUUGGCCUUACGUUCCAGAGUCCUGCUGAUGCCAUCUCCUUCGAGAAGGGGCUGCAGACUGUCAUAGACAAGCUGGACAGAGGCUCUGAUUCGCCCUCCUCCUCCACACCAGAAGAGGGAGACACGGAGGAUGAUGGCCAAGCUUCCCAUACAGGAAGUGAGUCGUCAUCCAGCAGUAGGAAGGAGAUGCUUCCCAAACCCAUCACCAUAGUGACAAGUGAGUCGUCCUCAACCUGCUUUGUGCGGUCAGAGGAGUUUAGCUUUGGAUCCAGCCAAGCUGUCACCACUCAGACACCCGUUCAGAUCCACGCUAGGCCGGGACAGCACCAGCUCUCGCAAGUAACGGCUGUGUUGAACCCCCCGGCGCCCCCGCCCCCUCCUCCUGCUCUGCCGACUCCUCCCGUCGCCCCUCCCGCCUCAUCUCCUCUGUCCCCUCUCUCGCCCACCAUUUCUCUGCUGGCGGAGGGAGACCUGCACAGUCUGGACCCUUGCAAAGACCUGUGGGGCUCCCUAGGUUACGGGGACUACCGGCGGGCGGGGGUCGGGGGGCUGACUGGGGGUGUGGUUGUGAGUGGUGGAGGGAGCCUGCAGGACAAGUCAGAGCUGUGCGUGGUCCGCUUCGAGAAGGAGCUGGCGGGGGUGGGGACGGCAGGCUGCGAAGUGACGGUGAGCCUGGACAGUAAAGCCUCCCAGCGUCUGUCCUCGUCCUCGCCCACCUGCAUGUCCAUGCCCAACGCCGUGUCGGGCGUGUCCUCAGGUGCCGGCUCUCCACAGGAGACGGGUAAAGGCUCACCCUCUCCCUGCUGCAUCCACACCUCGCUGGCCACACCUCGAUCGCGGACUCAUAAGAGAGGGGGAGGGGCCGGCGGCGGCGGAGACCCCGGGGCGAUCUCCCCCGACGACGACAGCCCGUGUCCUCAGGGCUCGUCCUCGUGCUCGUCUCGCUGUGUGUACUGCCGCUCCGUUUUCAGCGCUUCGGAGAACGGGCGGGGCCGCUGCAGAGACGCCCCGGACCCGGCCCUGCACUGCCUCCGCCAGUGGACCUGUGUGUGGUGUGCGGAGAGUCUGCUCUACCACUGCAUGUCGGACUCUGAGGGGGAGUUCUGGGAGCCUUGCUCCUGUGAGGACUCGAUGGGGGGUCACCCGCACCCCCUGUGCUGUGCCCGCUGGUUGGCCCUCCUGGCCCUGUCGCUCUUCGUGCCCUGCAUGUGCUGCUACCUGCCUUUGCGCGCCUGCCUGCGGUGUGGGGAGAGGUGUGGCUGCUGCGGGGGAAAGCACAAGGCGGUCCGAUGA